This is a messenger RNA of Lodderomyces theae, 1041 nucleotides long. RefSeq lists its product as uncharacterized. The transcript has a single exon. Gene Ontology annotation, molecular function: sequence-specific DNA binding; zinc ion binding. Lineage: Eukaryota; Fungi; Ascomycota; Pichiomycetes; Serinales; Debaryomycetaceae. Bases 1 to 1041 code for a protein of 346 amino acids. The record is from RefSeq and is a predicted model, not a curated record. Gene Ontology annotation, biological process: regulation of DNA-templated transcription.
AUGCCUAGGCUUCCAUCCUUCCGGCAAUUGAAUGAAACAUUAAAGGAAACAGAGUUUGUUUCACCAGCACAGAGGGUUGUACAAUAUUCGUCGUCAGCUAGGAACUUGGCAACAAAUGAUGAGAGUCAGGCAACCCCACAGAAUAAAUUAACAAACACGCCACCAAGUGGACGUCUGCUCACUAAAGGUCAAGAGUACAUGUACGGAGCUCCCUUGUAUGGGAGACACGAUAGCUAUCCUAAUCAGUACUAUAUAUCCAAGAAUGAGACAAGUUUGCCAUCAUAUUCGACUUCACCAUCAUCGAUCGAGAGCUUGGAUAUGUCAAAGGUGGACCAAGACCUCUCCAACCAGCAUAAAGAAGUCGACUACCAGUUUGUGUCCGAGUUGCUCAAGUUUUUGCUUGAUUUUGAACUGAAGUGCAAAGAAAUGAGUGUUUUGCUGUACUACACGUAUGGGAAUACGGAUCGCACCUUUGAAAAUAUCGUGCAACGGAUGAAGUAUAAUGAUGUAGAUCAAGUGUUGAACAAUCUUCGAAAAGUUUCCGACUUAUUAGAGAGCAUAAAGCGACAUAAACAUAAGAAGCAGCAUUUCAUGGGACCGAAAGUUGCAAGAGCUCUGGAUGUGGACAGUGGCAAUAGUUUGAAAAGACAUUUGAGUCAGCACGUGUUGACAAGCAUGGAAUCCAAAAAAAGUCGAAGAAAGAGCAUGAAGUUGGAACACCAUUUGACUGGAUGUGAUUUGUUGCAACAUAAUGCUGGCGUUGUUCCAAACGAUGCAUGUUUGUACUUUGAGAGUAAGAACAACCUUAACGCAGCUAGGAUUGACUCUGACGCUACUCAUAAACCAGAGAUCAUUUGCCAACAUUGUCGGUCAAAGGAAACCCCCGAAUGGCGAAGAGGUCCAGAAGGUAGCCGAACGUUGUGUAAUGCAUGCGGUUUAUUCUAUUCCAAAUUGAUCAAAAAGUAUGGUUUACAUGAAGCAGAUAGGAUCAUGCUUGAGCGGAAACAAACAGGGUCAGUUAAUGAUAGAAGAAUCUUUUAG